This is a messenger RNA of Haliotis rubra (blacklip abalone), 1305 nucleotides long. Its product is annotated as testis-expressed protein 30-like. The record is from RefSeq and is a predicted model, not a curated record. The transcript has 5 exons. The coding region runs from base 140 to 895 and encodes 251 amino acids. NCBI's taxonomy places the organism in Eukaryota, Metazoa, Mollusca, Gastropoda, Lepetellida, Haliotidae.
UUCCGUGUCGGAGGAAAGUAAAAACGGCGUGAGAUGUGGCGGGAAAAGGUCAUUGUUGUGGUUUGCAAAGGUGGAUUUUAGUUGGGACUUCGAGACAUUUGACUACGUAAAAAAGACGUUUAAACACAUUUGUUCCCUUAUGGCGGAUCUGGCACAGAACAUCUUCACAAAGAAACUGGAAAUCAAAUAUGAGGACAGGCAGAUACCAGCUGUCCUCACCACGCCCAAUAGACCACGUGACCAAGGCAUUGUCUUUACCCACGGAGCGGGAGGAGACAUGGAUACUCCACAAGUUGCCCUCAUUUGUGAGGGUUUGUCCAAGAGAGGAUUCACUGUCCUCAGAUUUACCUGCAAGAGCCUUAAUCUUAAAUAUCGGACAAAGGUGUAUGCUGAAGUUGUGAAAUAUUUCAAGAUGAACUGCAGCGAAGUCCAAAGAUGCCUUGUAGGAGGAAGAUCGAUGGGGUCAAGGGCAGCGGUUGAAGUAGCCAAUCAGCUGAAAGGAACAGAAUUUGAAUCUUUCGUCCAGGGAGUAAUCUGUGUCUCCUAUCCUUUGUACCCACCCGGUUCACCAGAAAAAAUCAGGGAUGCUCCCUUGUACGAUCUCUGCCAGCCGUCAUUGUUUGUAAGCGGAGACCGAGAUGACAUGUGUGAGAAGAAGAGACUUAUUGACGUUCUAGACAACGUGAAGAAUAGUUCUGUUUGUUGGUUAGAAAAUGCAGAUCACAGUUUAGUUGUGAGAUCUUCAGGUCUAGAAAAUACCGUUCAAUUUGUCAUCGACAAAAUAUGCAACUGGCAUUAUGAGACGAAAGGCGAAAAUCAAAAUAACGCCCAUUCUGAGUCUCGUCACGUGAUAGAAGCAAAGGUUCCAAAACUAAGAUACAAGGAGAAAGUGUGAAAUCUUCGAAAAAACGGAAACUGAAGAACAAAUCGAAGUGAUCACUGGUCACAAGAACGCCAUCUAAUAACUCAAUUUAAUUCUGUGUUUUGUUGUAAUCGAUUACCUUUGUCGGGCAUGUUUAGUUGUAUUGACACCAAGCUCUAUGCGAUGACAUGUGUCAACCAAAUCAGCGAGCCUGACCACCUGAUCCCGUUAGUCGCCUCUUACGACAAGCAGACAAUCAUCAGCCAAAAUAAACUUUGAGCUUGUAGAUAAAGUGGAGUCUUGAACAACAUCUGCAGGGAUAUCCAUGUUGAAAUUGGUCUUCAGUAACCUUUGGUUGUGGCACAAGUCGAUCGGGUGGUCAGUUUCGCUGACUAUGUACAAGAAUAUCACCAGGCUAGCUAUUCUCGAGACGUUCGUAACGC